AUGUCUGGCGGUAGUGGCGGUAGCAGGAAUGAGUGCAGAAUAUACGUUGGUAACUUGCCCCCUGAUAUAAGGACAAAGGACAUCCAAGACCUAUUUUAUAAAUUUGGCAAAGUAACAUUUGUUGAUUUAAAAAACAGAAAGGGACCACCAUUUGCUUUCGUCGAAUUUGAAGACCCACGUGACGCGGACGACGCGGUGCGGGCGCGCGAUGGCUAUGACUAUGAUGGGUAUCGGCUGCGCGUGGAGUUCCCGCGUGGUGGUGGUGGCGGCGCGCGCGGCGGUCGCUCGCAGCCCGAGCGCGGGCCGCGCCCCGCCGCGCGCGGCCCGCCUGCCCGCCGCUCCGAGUACCGCGUGCUCGUCACCGGCCUGCCGCCCUCCGGCUCGUGGCAGGAUCUUAAAGACCACAUGCGCGAGGCGGGCGACGUGUGCUUCGCCGACACCUUCAAGGACGGCACCGGCGUGGUGGAGUUCCUCCGCCACGAGGACAUGAAGUAUGCCGUCAAGAAACUGGAUGACUCGCGUUUUAGGAGUCACGAGGGUGAGGUAUCAUAUAUCCGCGUGAAAGAAGACUAUGGCAACGGUGGAGAUAGAGACAGAUCGCGGUCGUUCUCGCCGCGGUCGCCGACGUACGCGCGGCGCCGCGGCUCGCCCACCUACUCGCCCGUGCGCCGCUCCUACUCGCGCUCCGCCUCGCCGCAGCGCCGCAACUAC
Molecule: messenger RNA, 711 nt
Organism: Brenthis ino (lesser marbled fritillary)
Lineage: Eukaryota; Metazoa; Arthropoda; Insecta; Lepidoptera; Nymphalidae
Source: the annotation of a GenBank genome assembly